Penicillium argentinense is the source of this 1125-nucleotide messenger RNA. RefSeq lists its product as uncharacterized. Bases 1 to 1125 code for a protein of 374 amino acids. NCBI's taxonomy places the organism in Eukaryota, Fungi, Ascomycota, Eurotiomycetes, Eurotiales, Aspergillaceae. The record is from RefSeq and is a predicted model, not a curated record. The transcript has 4 exons.
AUGAUACCCCCUUGCGAUCCCUCCAUUCUCGAACACAAUCCCCAGUUCAAACGACUAUAUGAGAACCUGACGACCAAUCUCCUCAACCCGGAUGGCUCAACACGCGCCAACAGUGCCGACCCAGCGCGGGCCGCGGUUGCGGAGGACCUGAGGCAAUGCCAGCACCGAAGCGCAAAAAGGAAGAUCAAGGAGCGAACUCUCAAACAGCUCGCGUUUCAUUCCGACAGCGGGCUCCCGGAUGAGUGUCAUGAUAAUCUCGCCCUGAUAUCCCUCUACCUCGAGACACCGUCCGCCGUAAUCGAGCCCAAGACAACAGGCCAAGACUGCCCGGAACCGAAUCAAGACAAUGCGCUCUCCCUACUCGCACCGGAAUUCGAGACAUUUUACAGUCGUAUACCGUCUCUGGUAUCGAGUUUCUCAGCCCUCCUUUCCAAUGCCAUUACCGAGCUCCGCACAAUAUCCAGCACGACCCCCGAAACCAUCGAAGACAUGCCCGCACACCCAUCCUCCAGAGCGAACCACCAACGCUCAGGCUCGAACCACCAUGCCCGCGCUCGCGCCCGAGACAGACGAGUCCGGACCUCGAUGGCGCCCGUCCCACCUCUGGCAUCCCAGCUGCGUGACCGGGUUCGAGCCCUCCGUGAUGCGCAGUUAUCGGAGCUACCCGCGGCCCGACGUAAGAUGGCUGCGAUUGCAGCUGCGGUUCUAGCCGUGCAGACGCUAUUGCUUGAGAGAACGAUUGUUAUUCUCGAGCGGGCGAAACACGGAACCUUGGCGAGGGCGAUUAAGGCAAAGGCGGAGCAUUUGGCUACCGUCGCGCAGGGUAUUGAGGGAAAACUUGAGGUUAUUAAACUCGAAAUCGCCGCGAUGCUGUACACGCCCGAGACAAUUGCUGCACUGAGUCGGUAUCAGAAACAUCUACGAGAUACACGGGAACGAUUUGACGGUCGGCAACUUGCUGCCAAGCAAGAAUUAAAACGAUACGGCUAUGCAGAAGAUUCAGAAAUGGACUCUGACCAGAGCGGACAUGAUGGAGGGACAUUAGCAGAAAUCGCUCGUCGCUACGGACUUCUCGCGAGAGAAGUGGAGACGGUCAAGAUGGAAAUCGCAAGACUUGGAGAGUAA